Artibeus jamaicensis (Jamaican fruit-eating bat) is the source of this 948-nucleotide messenger RNA. Its product is annotated as olfactory receptor 7A10-like. Gene Ontology annotation, molecular function: G protein-coupled receptor activity; olfactory receptor activity. The record is from RefSeq and is a predicted model, not a curated record. Gene Ontology annotation, biological process: G protein-coupled receptor signaling pathway. The transcript has a single exon. Bases 1 to 948 code for a protein of 315 amino acids. NCBI's taxonomy places the organism in Eukaryota, Metazoa, Chordata, Mammalia, Chiroptera, Phyllostomidae. Gene Ontology annotation, cellular component: membrane.
AUGGUACGAGGCAAUAAUACCUCAAUUUCAGAAUUUCUUCUCCUGGGACUGUCAGAAGAACCAGAACUACAGCCCAUCCUAUUUGGACUGUUCCUCUCCAUGUACCUAAUCACUGUAUUGGGAAACGUGCUCAUCAUCCUGGCCAUCAGCUCAGACUCCCACCUCCACACGCCCAUGUACUUCUUCCUCUCCAACCUGUCCUUGGUAGAUAUUGGUUUCACCUCCACCACCAUCCCAAAGAUGCUGGUGAACAUCCAGACACAGAGUAAAGCCAUCACUUAUGCAGGAUGCCUCACCCAGAUAUAUUUUUCCCUACUCUUUGCAUUGUUGGACAACUUCCUCCUGACUGUGAUGGCCUAUGAUCGGUUUGUGGCUAUCUGUCACCCCCUGCACUACAUGGUCAUCAUGAACCCACAGCUCUGUGGACUGCUGGUUCUGGUGUCCUGGAUCUUCAGUGUUCUGGAAUCCUUGCUACAGUGCUUGAUGGUGUUGCAAUUGUCCUUCUGCCCAGACUUAGAAAUCCCCCAUUUUUUCUGUGACCUCAAUCAGAUGACCCAACUUGCGAGUUCUGACAAUUUUUUAAACAACAUUGUGAUGUAUUUUGCAACUGUGUUACUAGGUGGUGGUCCCCUGGCUGGGAUCCUUUACUCUUACUCUAAGAUAGUGUGCUCCAUACGAGCAAUCCCAUCAGCUCGGGGGAAGUAUAAAGCAUUUUCCACUUGUGCAUCUCACCUCUCAGUUGUCUCCUUAUUUUAUGGUACCAGCCUAGGAAUAUAUCUCAGCUCUGCCAGCACCCACAGCUCACAGUCAAAUGCAGUCAUCUCAGUGAUGUACACUGUGGUCACACCCAUGCUGAACCCCUUCAUCUACAGUCUCAGGAACAAAGACAUAAAGGGGGCUCUGAAAAGAUUCCUUGUCAUGGUAGUUACAAAGGGACAAUCAUUCUGA